This is a messenger RNA of Panicum hallii, 543 nucleotides long. Its product is annotated as pyruvate, phosphate dikinase 2-like. NCBI's taxonomy places the organism in Eukaryota, Viridiplantae, Streptophyta, Magnoliopsida, Poales, Poaceae. The record is from RefSeq and is a predicted model, not a curated record. Gene Ontology annotation, molecular function: kinase activity; ATP binding; pyruvate, phosphate dikinase activity. The coding region runs from base 37 to 543 and encodes 168 amino acids. The transcript has 3 exons. Gene Ontology annotation, biological process: phosphorylation; pyruvate metabolic process.
UAAUAAAAAGCGUGAUCGAAACAAAGAAGUCGAUCAAUGGCGCCGGCGGCUCACCGGGACGGUGGCGCGCCGGAGACGGAGCGGAGGGUCUUCCACUUCGGCAAGGGCAGGAGCGACGGCAACAAGGCCAUGAAAGACCUGCUGGGCGGGAAGGGCGCGAACCUGGCAGAGAUGGCGAGCAUCGGGCUGUCGGUGCCGCCGGGGUUCACCGUGUCCACGGAGGCGUGCCGGCAGUACCAGCAGCUCGGCGGCGGGGCCAUGCCGCCGGGGCUAUGGGACGAGGUCCUCGACGCGCUGCGGUGCGUGGAGCGCGACAUGGGCGCCGGCCUCGGCGAUCCGCGCUGCCCGCUGCUCCUGUCCGUGCGCUCCGGGGCCGCCGUCUCCAUGCCCGGCAUGAUGGACACCGUGCUCAACCUCGGUCUCAACGACGACGUCGUCGCCGGCCUCGCCGACCGCAGCGGCCGGCGAUUCGCCUUCGACUCAUACCGCCGGUUCCUUGACAUGUUCGGCAACGUGUUUUAUUGUAUCAAGUUACCAAUCUGA